AUGAAGAACGUUGCUGUUACUCCCGUUAACGCUUUUUUUCCUGCCAUUUCUAUUCUCGCAUGCUAUUAGCAUCAUUCAUUUAUCCAGCUGUUGCAGUGUUUACAAAGUUUGUAGAACCAUUAAGGACAAAUGACAUAUUUUGAGGUUAAUGAUGAAAUUAUGUGGUUGUUCCAUUUUACUGCUUAUCUUAUUAGAGUAGAGACUCAAAAGUAUUUUUCAAUAAAAUCAGGUAUUUAGCAACUAUCCUUAUCAAUAACUUAAUGGGCAUAGCAUUCACCCGCUAUUAAAAACUAGCAAAUUACAAGAUAUGUCUCAGCAGUGAUAUUAACGUUUUCACUAGUAGCAGUAAUGUGGUUUCAUUAUAAAGAAUUCUUUUGGUAUUAUCACUACUGGGCAUUUUUAUUGAAUUUCCUUUGUUUCAUUUUACUUGCUGUUGCAUCUAGUCUCAGCUCAGUUUCCUCAAUAGAUCUCUAUGUAAAGAUUGUCUAUCAGGUUACAUUAUCUGUAACCUAUACAGCUGUACCCUUCUAUAUUGGAUGGAUCUAUAAUGAUGAGUUAUUUUCCUAUGAUAUGAAGAAGAUAAUGAUACCAGUUUUAGUUAAUGCAGUUCCUUUUAUGCUGAUUACAUUUGAAUUCUUGAUGAAUGCAAUUUAAUUUAGCACAACAUAUUGGUAUAUUCCAACUUCCUUAUGCUUCUUAUAUAUUAUGGUCGAUUUCAUUAGAACUAGGAUUACAAAAGUUAAUUUGGUAUCAACUCUGACUUGGACUGGAAAUGAGUCGAUUAUUUUCGCAACUUUACUAGUAAUACUUCAAUACUUUAUAUUUUUGGUAUUCAGCAAGGUAUCAAGUGGUAAAUCUAUAAAUGGAGCAUCAAGAUUUACUUGA
Molecule: messenger RNA, 885 nt
Organism: Stylonychia lemnae
Lineage: Eukaryota; Ciliophora; Spirotrichea; Sporadotrichida; Oxytrichidae
Source: the annotation of a GenBank genome assembly